CCCAGACAGCGUGAGAGUGUGUUCCAGAUGGAGUCAAGGUGGCCAUCAAGGUGAUCAAAGUGUGUUACUUCAGCGUGCAGACAUUGGAUCGGCCCAGGAGAGACAAGGAGAGGCGACGCAACAUGAAGGUGGCAGUGAAGGUGCUGCAGGUGGACGAGGACCGGCUGGACGAUGCUCGGGAAGAGUACCACGUCCUCCGCGACCUCAGCGAGCACCCCAAUCUCCCGGACUUCUACGGCGCGUUCGCCAAGCGCGCCGACGACGGCGACGAGGUGUGGUUCGUCAUGGAGCUGUGCGCCCACGGCCCCGUCACGGACCUGGUGCGCGGCAUGCUCGAGCAGAACAAGAAGAUGAACGAGGACCACAUCGCCUACAUCCUUAAGUGCGCCAUCAAGGCCCUGGUGCACCUCCACGAGCACCACGUCAUGCACCGCGACGUCCGCGGGAGCAACCUCCUCCUCAACGCCGCAGGCGAGGUCAAGCUGGUCGACUAUGGACUGUCGAGGGAGCUGGACAGCACCAUGGGGCGGAAGUCCUCGUGCCUGGGCUCCCCGGCGUGGCUGGCGCCCGAGGUGGUGGCGUGCUCCAACACCCACAAGGAGGACAGCGAGGGCUACGACAACAAGUGCGACGUCUGGUCCGUAGGCAUCACGGCGAUCGAGCUGGGCGACGGCAAGGCGCCGCUCCAGGACAUGCACCCGACCCGCGCGCUGUUCCAGAUCCUGACCAACCCCCCGCCCGCACUGUACCGCCCCGCCAACUGGACCCAGCUUUACAACGACUUUAUCACGGAGUGCCUGGAGAAGAAUCCCGAGAACCGCCCCUUCAUGCCAGAACUGAUGGAGCAUCCCUUCAUCACGGCCCUCCCGGAGAACGACGACCACUUUCAGACCGAACUCAAAAUGAUCGCCGAGACGGCGUCUUCGGCCAUUCGAGACAAGCGCUACGAGGAGGUUCUCGUCCGGGACGGGUUCAUCCAGAAGGACCAGUCCAACGCCGUGGAGACCAUGGUCGUGGAGGACCUGGCUGCCAUGGAGGUCCUGACGGAGGAGACCAUCACGCGCGAGCUGGAGGAGCGCUACCGCCGCGGCUACUACCACUCGUUCGUCGGCGACGUGCUGCUCGUCGUCAACCCCAACGCGGACGUGGCCAACAUGUACGGCAAGCUGCGCCAGAGCAAGUACCAGUUCAAGUCCCGCUCCGACAACCAGCCGCACGUGUACGCCGUGGCGGACUCGGCGUACCAGGACGUGUUCCACAACGAGGAACCGCAGCGCAUCAUCCUGGCCGGCGAGUCCAUGUCCGGCAAGACGACCAACUUCAAGCACAUGCUCACGCACCUGCUGUUCCUCGGCAAGAGCGGCAACGGCUCCGGCGACCGGGUGGAGAAGGCGGUGAGCGUGAUCCAGGCGCUGGGCAACGCGGCCACGCCCAUCAACCCGAGCAGCACGAGGCAUGUGCACCACCUGGAGGUGACCUUCACGGCCACGGGCAGGGCUAGUGGCGCCAUCAUCUGGCUCUAUCAGUUGGAGAAGUGGAGGGUCACCACCGAGUGUCAGAAGGGCAACGCCAACUUCCACGUGUUCUACUACUUCUACGACGCCAUGGCGGCAAGCAGCUCCCUCGACCGCUACCUCCUGGAGCCCGGGAGCGGGUAUCGCUACCUGCGCUCGAGCGGCGAGACGUGCAGCGACAAGGACCCGCGCAACACGCAGGACGCCAACGUGGCCAAGUACGAGAAGCUGCGCCAGUUCCUCAUCGACCUGGACUUCGACGAGGACCAGCGCGAAUGCCUGUGGAAGACCUUGGCCGCCAUCCUGAUCCUGGGCGAGGUGACGUUCGUCGACACCGAGGAUAACUUCGCCGACGUCGAGAACCCGGACAUGGCCAACAAAGUCGCUCAGCUGCUCUCGGUGGAAGAGAAGAAGUUCGUGUGGGCGCUCACCAACUACUGCGUGAUCCAGAAGGGCACGGCCGUGCGGCGGCGGCACACCCGCGAGGAGGCCGUGCAGGCCCGCGACGUGAUGGCCCGAGCGCUGUACGCGCGCCUCGUCGACUGGAUGGUCAACACAAUCAACUACAAGCUCUCCUACAACCGAGCCAUCUUCGGAGACAAGCACGUGGUGACCAUCACGGACAUGUUCGGAUUCGAGAACCACGCGAGGAACACCAUGGAGACCCUGUUCAUCAACACCUUCAACGAACAGAUGACGUACCACUAUGGGCAACGUUGCUUUGCAUGGGAAAUGCAAGAGCAAGAAGAGGAGGAAAUCCCUCUGCAGCCGCUGCAGUACUACAACAACAAGGGGACGGUGGACGAGCUGAUGCUGAAGCCUGACGGGCUGCUUUACCUUCUGGAUGAGGCUAGCCGGAAUGGCCAGGGCCCUGA
Frankliniella occidentalis (western flower thrips) is the source of this 2389-nucleotide messenger RNA. RefSeq names its product neither inactivation nor afterpotential protein C. Gene Ontology annotation, molecular function: protein tyrosine kinase activity; ATP binding; cytoskeletal motor activity. Gene Ontology annotation, cellular component: myosin complex. NCBI's taxonomy places the organism in Eukaryota, Metazoa, Arthropoda, Insecta, Thysanoptera, Thripidae. Gene Ontology annotation, biological process: protein phosphorylation. The record is from RefSeq and is a predicted model, not a curated record.